This is a messenger RNA of Quercus lobata, 1744 nucleotides long. It is a transcript of the gene GPDHP, whose product is annotated as NAD-dependent glycerol-3-phosphate dehydrogenase family protein. NCBI's taxonomy places the organism in Eukaryota, Viridiplantae, Streptophyta, Magnoliopsida, Fagales, Fagaceae. The record is from RefSeq and is a predicted model, not a curated record. The transcript is spliced from 11 exons. Gene Ontology annotation, biological process: carbohydrate metabolic process; glycerol-3-phosphate catabolic process. The coding region runs from base 148 to 1461 and encodes 437 amino acids. Gene Ontology annotation, molecular function: glycerol-3-phosphate dehydrogenase [NAD(P)+] activity; protein homodimerization activity; NAD binding. Gene Ontology annotation, cellular component: cytosol.
UCCCCCCUCACUUGCCACAUAUCCACACAACCAUAUUUGCAUAAACAUUAAAAAACAUAGAAGAGAUCGCCAGAGAUUGUUAACAGUGAUACACGAGGCAUAGUUUGUGACGAAAGUUGUGUUCAUGGCAAUGGCAUCUCCGCCCAAAUGAGCCGCCCUCUUCCUCUUAUAUUCUCUCUUGCGAGAGCAAGUCUUGGUCUUCAUCUCCGUUUCUCUCCCUCUCGUUUCCAACACAACCCAUCAUUCACAUUCACAUCUCUCUCUCGCUUCAUGGCUCCAGCAUUUGAAGCCCAAGGUGGAGCACCACCACCACAAGCGGAGCCAGUACAAGAACAAGCCGCCGCCGCCGCCUCACAAAACAAUGCCCACUUCUCCAAUUAUGAAUCCAAAGUCACCAUUGUUGGUAGUGGCAACUGGGGCAGUGUGGCUUCCAAGCUCAUUGCCUCCAACACCCUUAGGCUCUCCUCUUUCCAUGAUGAAGUGAGGAUGUGGGUCUUUGAGGAAAUAUUACCAAGUGGUGAGAAGCUCACAGAUGUCAUCAACUCUACCAAUGAAAAUGUGAAAUAUCUCCCUGGUAUUAAGCUUGGAAAAAAUGUUGUUGCAGACCCAGACCUUGAAAAUGCUGUGAAGGAUGCAAACAUGUUGGUUUUUGUGACCCCACAUCAAUUUAUGGAGGGAAUAUGUAGGAAGCUUGUUGGGAAAAUAAAUGGAGAUGUGCAGGCUAUUUCCCUCAUCAAAGGGAUGGAGGUCAAGAUGGAAGGCCCAUGCAUGAUCUCUUCUCUCAUCUCUGAGCAAUUAGGGAUUAAUUGUUGUGUCCUAAUGGGGGCCAACAUUGCUAACGAGAUUGCCACGGAGAAGUUUAGUGAAGCGACAGUUGGAUACAGAGAGAACAGAGAAAUUGCAGAGAAAUGGGUUCAACUGUUUAGUACUCCCUAUUUCUUAGUCACAGCUGUCCAAGAUGUGGAAGGAGUUGAACUAUGUGGGACCCUGAAAAACGUUGUGGCCUUAGCAGCAGGUUUUGUGGAUGGCUUGGAGAUGGGGAAUAAUACAAAAGCUGCAAUCAUGAGAAUUGGCUUGAGAGAGAUGAAGGCGUUUUCCAAGUUGUUGUUUUCAUCUGUCAAGGAUACCACCUUCUUUGAGAGCUGUGGUGUAGCUGAUCUGAUUACAACAUGCUUGGGAGGAAGGAACAGAAAAGUUGCAGAGGCUUUUGCAAAGAAUGGAGGGAAAAGGUCAUUUGACAAGCUUGAAGCAGAGAUGCUGCAGGGCCAGAAGUUACAGGGUGUUUCGACUGCUAGAGAGGUUUAUGAGGUUUUAGGGCACCGUGGAUGGCUAGAGUUGUUUCCACUUUUUGCAACAGUGCAUGAGAUCUGCAUCGGUCGUCUUCCACCAUCAGCCAUAGUUGAGCAUAGUGAGCGCAAACCCAGAUUUGAGCUGUUAGAUGGCUCUACCCAAUACUGUUAACUGUUCCUUGGAUACAACAAACAAUAUAUUUCACACAAAAAUUAUAGCAGACUUUUCUCCAGUUGUGUCACGCAAGAACAGCAGAACUAGGUGAAACUCGGAAUAGCAAAAAUAUAUAUGACACUAUGGCAACAAGAGAUUAGGGUUGGGAGGCAGCACUUCAGGGAGCUUCAGGCUUGUUUCCAUUAAAAGUAGGAUGGAAAUUAACACGUUUUGAAAGUUCCUAUUACGUACUCUUUUUCUUUUUUCACUUUACACAAACUUUGAAAUGUUCUUUAGUACU